Molecule: messenger RNA, 3739 nt
Organism: Sciurus carolinensis (gray squirrel)
Lineage: Eukaryota; Metazoa; Chordata; Mammalia; Rodentia; Sciuridae
Gene: St8sia5
Product: ST8 alpha-N-acetyl-neuraminide alpha-2,8-sialyltransferase 5
Exons: 8
Coding region: 841-2079 (412 amino acids)
Biological process (GO): oligosaccharide metabolic process; N-glycan processing
Molecular function (GO): alpha-N-acetylneuraminate alpha-2,8-sialyltransferase activity
Source: RefSeq, a predicted model, not a curated record
AGGCCAUUAGCAUGCAGGAGCCGCGCGCGCCGUCCUUGAAGGGCUGCCCGGCUGACCUUGCUCUGCUUUCUCUCGAGCAAUCUCUAGGAGCGUGCGAGGACGCGUUCACGGUGGUGACUCAGUGCCCAGCGCGCCGCAUGCAAAUGAUCCUCUCCAGCAAGUCCAGCUCCGCAGCCUCAGCUUCCCCUUUCUGCCCUCUUUUGAAUUCUACGAUUCCAACCCAGCGUUUUCGCUCCAACCCUUCCCCCUCUCCACGGCCCGCUUGUCAUUAGUCUGACUCCCGGAGUGUUUUGUCCCCCAUCUCCCAUGCCCAGAACUGAAGGCCAACCUUUGCGCUUCCUUGCUGAGGGCCGGGGAUCAGACGUGGCCCACCUUAGGUGAGCCCCAAGCCCUGGGUGACCGCGAUCUGAGCCCAGCCGGAGGGGGCGGUAAACGGCGCGCUGGAGCGCACGGGCGGACCGAGCCCAGCCGGAUCCCCAUUGGCCAUCACCUCAGCGGGAGGGGCCGCCCCCGGCUCGGGGCACCUGCCGUCGCCCCUCCGCGGGGAAAUCGGCAGCUGCCGGGCACCGGCUCCCGGAGGUAGAGGCAGCGGAGGGAAGGCCUGGGGCUGUGUUCGAGCUUCUCGCGGGCGGCCCUGUCCUAGCUCUGCUGCAGCGCCAGAGACAUUCGGAUGCCCCCUGCUCGGGCUGCGCCAGCCGGAAACUUUGCCGGGCGAAGUCCGCCGCCCGCCUGACCACGCUGUGAGACGCCGGUUCGGCCGCGCGCCGCCGGGGUCUCAGAAGCCAGCGCGUGAUUGCCGGGCCUCCCCGCACCCCGCGCCUGCGGCGCCCCGCGACCAGGAUGCGCUACGCAGACCCCUCUGCCAACCGGGAUUUGUUGGGGAAUCGAACUUUGCUCUUCAUCUUCAUCUGCGCCUUCGCCUUGGUGACCUUGCUGCAGCAGAUCCUCUAUGGCAGGAACUACAUCAAGAGAGGCCUCCAGUUUGGUUGGCAGAGUGGCGACCAACUGACCAAUUGGACGGGGCUCUUUAAUGCCACCGACGACCCAGCAGUGCAGAGCAGCAGUGACUCCAGCUCCAGGUACUUUGAAUUUUACGAGGGGCCUUUUGAGUAUAACUCCACCAGAUGCCUGGAGCUGAGGCACGAGAUCUUGGAAGUGAAGGUGCUGUCCAUGGUGAAGCAGUCGGAGCUGUUCGACAGGUGGAAGAGUCUCCAGAUGUGCAAGUGGGCUAUGAACAUCUCCGAAGCCAACCAGUUCAAGUCCACUCUGUCCAGGUGCUGCAAUGCCCCCGCCUUCCUCUUCACCACCCAGAAGAACACGCCACUGGGGACAAAGCUCAAGUACGAGGUGGACACCAGCGGCAUCUACCACAUCAACCAGGAGAUAUUCCGCAUGUUUCCCAAGGACAUGCCCUACUACCGGUCCCAGUUUAAGAAGUGCGCGGUGGUGGGCAACGGAGGCAUCCUCAAGAACAGCCGCUGUGGGAGGGAGAUCAACAGCGCUGACUUUGUCUUCCGGUGCAACUUACCCCCCAUCUCAGAGAAGUACACCGUGGAUGUGGGGGUGAAGACAGACGUAGUCACGGUGAACCCCAGCAUCAUCACGGAGAGGUUCCACAAGCUGGAGAAGUGGCGGCGGCCCUUCUACCGCGUGCUGCAGGUGUACGAGAACGCGUCGGUGCUGCUGCCCGCCUUCUACAACACGCGCAACACCGACGUGUCCAUCCGCGUCAAGUACGUGCUGGACGACUUCGAGUCGCCGCAGGCAGUCUACUACUUCCACCCGCAGUACCUGGUCAACGUGUCGCGCUACUGGCUCAGCCUGGGCGUGCGCGCCAAGCGCAUCAGCACUGGCCUCAUUCUGGCCACCGCGGCGCUGGAGCUCUGCGAGGAGGUGCACCUGUUCGGCUUCUGGGCCUUCCCCAUGAACCCCUCCGGCCUCUACAUCACCCACCACUACUACGACAACGUCAAGCCGCGCCCUGGCUUCCACGCCAUGCCCUCCGAGAUCUUCAACUUCCUGCACCUGCACAGCCGCGGCAUCCUCCGCGUGCACACGGGCACCUGCGGCUGCUGCUGACGCGGCCACGCCCGGCUGCCCGCAACCGAACCACCUCUCCUCUCCCUCCUGGCGGAACUGGGGGCCCCUGGCCCGGCAGUGCAGGGGCCUGUGGUCAGGCUGUCGCUCCCUCAGUAGUUCAGCUUUGUGCUUAGGUCCUGGGGCCCGGAGAUAGGGCUGGGGUGGGGACAGAAUCCGCUCUGUCCUAGGCCUGCUGGGCCUGCACUCUCUGCCUCCAUCAGCCCACAGGGCGCAUUUUGUUGGGCCACGUCCCCAAAUCAGGGGCCUAGGAGUUGCAGGCGAAUAAAGCACAUUUCCACUCAAUUUUAGCUUCUGAGAGAGCACGGACUGAAGUGGCCUUGUGGCUAAAGGAUGACCCUAAGGGCCAGGGGGAGGAAACAGGACAUCUGAGCACAGUCAAGAUUUAAUUCAGGCUUUGGACUCUUGACUUUUAUACCACGGACUAGCCAUGGGUUACUAUCUCAGAGCUUAAGGCCAACCAGCGACCAGACCUUCCAGUGAAGAAAGAACCGUUGCGAGCUCUCAGGGUUAGCAACCCGGUUGCACCGCCUGAGCUGGCCCACGGCCUGGGUUAUUUUCAUCCCGAGAGCCAGCGGCUGAAGACAACCACACCCUUUCAAACACAUCCUGGGACACACACAGUCUUGGUGCCUCUAGGUUCCAUCCUGCAUUUGACCUCUUGAUGAGAAGGAAAUAAAGCAGUCCAGCCCUUUGCACUAAGGUUUCCAAGCCAAUGCUAUCGACUCAAUAAGUGCUUAGCAAUUUGCUUCCUCUUCUGUCUCCCUAUUUUCAGCUCCAUUUUAUCCAGGAGUUAUUUAUAAAGAUGCGUUCCUCUUGAUGUUCCUGAAUACUGCAGAAUCCUGCUAUACUGUGUUCCUGAAUGGGGACAAUCAGCUGCAAAGUGUUGCCUUGUCACAUGAGCUUAGCGACUGGAAGCAAGGUGGGGCCUCUGACACCAGCAUCCCUGAGGUUUCUGCUGUGAAGUGGGACCCCCUGCAGUGCACAGGGACUUGUGGGGCCUGGGCUUCUGGAAAUCAGCGUGCCUAGGCUGAGAGCGGUCCCUUGUCAUUUUACAUCUGAAAUCCUUCCCUCUGCUUCUCCCUUCCCCCCAGGUUUCCACCAUGAUUGUGAUUGUGCCUAACAGACUCUGUUGGUGAAUUGUCUUAGAACGUGGCUUUGUGGAAGUGUAGAUGUCAGUACUAGGAGGCUUUGGCCUGCCCGUCCCUCUGUCCUUCCUUUCCUCCUCCCUUCCUCCUUUCCCUCUCUUCCCUUCCCCUUCCUUCCCUUCUUCUAUUCUCUCUUCCCUCUUCCCUUCCUCCUUUCUUCCCUCCCUCCCUCUGACAUUUCUGAAGGACCUGUUCUGGUCUUUGGUUGACCUUGGGAAGGCAGAGGUGACAAAGGCACCGUCCCUGUUCCCUGGGGUGGAGGCAGAUUGCACACAUAUUACAGUCCUGGGAGAGGAGCUGUGAGCACAGCAGGGAGGGGGACCUUCUACCUGGUUACCUCAUUUUACACGCAGAGCCACAGGGAAACCUGAAAACAGAAAAUAUGGAACUGGAAGGGUUUUUUGGUUUUGUUUUGUUUUGUUUUUGUACCAGGCAUUGAACUCAGGGGCACUUGAACCACAUCCCCAGCCCUUUUUCAUAUUUUAUUUAGAGAC